Molecule: messenger RNA, 1483 nt
Organism: Carica papaya (papaya)
Lineage: Eukaryota; Viridiplantae; Streptophyta; Magnoliopsida; Brassicales; Caricaceae
Source: RefSeq, a predicted model, not a curated record
UAAAGCUAGCUACAGAGUGGCUCGUAAAUUGAGAAUCCUAAAGGAUGAGAGCAAGAAGUGAGCCAAAGAGGAAGGACUGAAAGAAGGGGGGGGAGGUGGACAGAGCGAGAAGAGAAGGGUGUUGAGGGUUGACUUGGCGCACAGAAUGAGGAUGAAUGAAAUCUCAUAGAGACAAAAAUCGAGAGAAAAGUGGAUUAAAGAAGGUGACAUGAACACUAGAUACUUUCACUGUCUUGCUAGUCACAGAAAGAGAUGCAAUUAUGUUGACCAACUAUCUGUGGACAGUCGUGAUAUCAAGGGAAACAGAGAUAGGAGAGAAGAGCCAGGACAAGGAUUGACAUUGCUGGUUGAAUUGGCAUUUAGGGAUGUUUCUGGCACUUGCACAACUGCCGUGAAAAAGAAUGAACUGGAAAAGAGGGGAUUUGAUGUCCACCUUUUCAAUGCAAUGGAGCCAGAACGGAGCACCCUAAACACCAUAAAAUAUCAUACACAUCUCCUUGUCUCAAUCCCUCCUAUCCCAGGUGUUGGUGAUCUGGUGCUGCAGCAUGGGGAACUUCUAAGGCAGGAACUUUCUGAUGGAAAUCUUCAGUGGCUCUGCUAGUUAUCAUCAACUAGUGUGUACUCCUUUAUGUUGAGAAAAAGUUAAUGGAAUUAAAUUAUCAAAAGUAUUUGGAAUUUGUUUCCAAUCUUCAUCUUUAUGUCUAAAUUUUUCCAAACUAUUUACGACAUGUUUGAUUCAAAUAUAUAUUAUUCUCACUCUAUUCCAUGAUUUCAUUGAUUUAUUAUGUAGAUUGAUAUUUUGAUUUGCAGUUAAGCCAGCUCCAUAUUGUUUUAAAUUCUAAACUGAUGACUUUACUUUUCUCAACAUAGGGAUCACAGUAUACCUAGUUUUGAAUUAAACAUGAAAUUUGAUGUGGUAUUUAAAGACUUCUUUUAAUCUUUAUUGCAUUUUUAUUAUAUUUAUAUCCAUGUUCUAAAUAAUUGACAUUUGAACCCAAUGGUACCUUAUUCAUCUUAAAAUUAAUACUAUGUGGCAUUAAGGAAGUAGUACUGAAUUCUAUUCAAUAGUUCACACCUGAGGAAGGAGAAUAUAUCUCUAAUAUCGUUCAUAUGAUUUACAUUGGUCUAUACAUGCAUAAAUAUGUAGAUAGAUAGAUAUAAAUAUACAUGGUUUCCAUGAUAGAAACUUAUACAUGGAUACAAAUGAUGAUGGUGUACAAGAAACUAGUAAAAAUUCUUAUAAAUCGUUAUAGUUUCUGCAUCUUUGUGGCUUUCUCCUUGAACUAAUGAGUCCAACAUUAUGGUUUCUUCAAGCGCCUGAAGCUCAUUUUGGAUAUUGGGAUACUACUGAUGUCUGACAGGUGUAUAUGGACAUUGUGGUGGUGAAUUGGUGGAUGAGGAGUAAGUGUUUUCCAAGUGUAACAUGAGCUUUUGAUUUUGGCAUGAGCUUGUAUUUGAUAAUGUAAGAUGCCGAUACAUGCAU